This is a messenger RNA of Pseudonaja textilis, 1060 nucleotides long. NCBI's taxonomy places the organism in Eukaryota, Metazoa, Chordata, Lepidosauria, Squamata, Elapidae. The record is from RefSeq and is a predicted model, not a curated record.
CCAGGAAAGCCAUUUGAGCCAGCAACAAUUCUGAAAGCUGCAGCUGCCAAUAUCAUAGUUUCUUUUUUACUUGGCAAGAGGUUUGAAUAUGAAGAUGCUACACUUGUAAGACUACUGGAGUUAAUUGAAGAAAAUGUACACCUUCUGGCAACCCCUGCUGUGUUGGUAUAUAAUAUGUUUCCCAUGUUGGGAUUCCUUUUGGGUGCUCAUAAAAAAAUAUUGAAUAACGGAAAAGAAUUCCAUGAAUUCAUACAGGCCACAUUCCUUGAAAAUAUCAAAGAGUUUGAUGAAAAUAUUCAGAGGACUUUUAUUGAUGCAUUUCUUGUUCAGCAGGAAAAGGAGAAUAAGAAGUCAAUAGAUAGCUAUUUCCAUAAUGAUAACCUUAUAGGUCUUGUGGAUAACCUAUUUAUUGCUGGCAUGGAUACAACUUCAAACACUUUGUGCUGGGCCAUACUCCUAAUGAUGAAGUAUCCAGAAGUUCAGAAGAAAGUCCAAGAAGAAAUUGCCAAAGAGAUUGGGGUUCGUCAGCCAAGAACAGAAGACCGAGUCAAAUUGUCUUAUACCAAUGCUGUAAUUCAUGAAAUUCAAAGGUUUGCUGAUAUUGUUCCAACCAAUUUGCCCCAUGCAACCACCAAGGAUAUAACUUUCAAAGGUUUCUUCAUUCCCAAGGGAAUGCAUAUCGUUCCAUUGCUGUCAUCGGUGCUCCAUGAUGAAUCCCAGUGGGAAAAACCUCAUGAAUUCUAUCCUGAGCAUUUUCUUGACUCAGAAGGAAAAUUUGUGAAGAAAGAUGCAUUCAUGCCAUUUUCUGCAGGUCAGAGAGUAUGUGCUGGUGAGACCCUUGCCAAAAUGGAGCUCUUCCUCUUCUUUACCAACCUCCUCCAGAGAUUUACCUUCCAGCCACCUUCAGGAACAUCUAAAGAUGAUCUGGACAUAACUCCUGCUCUUGGACUUAUCACCCCUCCCAUGCCUUACAAGACCUGUGCUGUGUUAUCUUGAUCUGACAGAAGAAGAAAAAAACUCAUAAUAAGCUGUUUCUCACCUUUUAAAUGCCUUUAUUUUG